Triticum aestivum (bread wheat) is the source of this 437-nucleotide messenger RNA. RefSeq lists its product as uncharacterized. NCBI's taxonomy places the organism in Eukaryota, Viridiplantae, Streptophyta, Magnoliopsida, Poales, Poaceae. The coding region runs from base 162 to 437 and encodes 91 amino acids. The transcript has a single exon. The record is from RefSeq and is a predicted model, not a curated record.
GUAUAUAAGUUGGAUCGCGUGGCCUCUAUAUCGUUACCAAGCCGAGCAAGACGGAACCAAGCAGAGCCAUCGAUCGAUUGAAGAAAAGUCGGAGAGCGUGCGUGCAAGAAAGCGUGGGCCGCCGGAGCUGCUAGAGGUAUUAUCCCCAUCUCUGAUCGAUUAUGGACAAGGUGCUGGCCAUCUCCAUGCCGAGCAUGUCGUCGGUAGACAUCGCCCCCGGCGCGGGCAGCAGCGGCAGCAGGGCUCGGCUCUGCUGGCGGGGGUCGAAGCUACAGGAGGACGAGCAGACUGGAUCAGCUGGGAAACAGGGAAAGCAGGGCGGUCUGCUGGUGGAGGAAGAGCAGCAGGCGGGCAAGGGGAAAUCGCAGUCACCGCUGCCGCGGUUCGUGCCGGAGUUUGAUGGGAUCGACUGCUUUGAGACCAUUGUGUGUCAUUAA